Gasterosteus aculeatus aculeatus (three-spined stickleback) is the source of this 1459-nucleotide messenger RNA. Lineage: Eukaryota; Metazoa; Chordata; Actinopteri; Perciformes; Gasterosteidae. The record is from RefSeq and is a predicted model, not a curated record.
AAUACACCCAUAUUCAGAUCAAUUAUUAUUUUCACGGGCCGCAAGCUGAAUACAGUUGAUUCAAGACAGCACCUCUGGUGCGUUGUGGAUCAUUUGUUAGUCAGUGUGCUGCAUUUGUAUAUAGAGUGUUGCAUUACUUUUUGUAUCACUCUUUUCAUUAUCAGUAUUCUCCUGCUAAGUACUUUUAUAAAUAUCAGAUGUGAUUUGUAAUAAAUCAGUAAUGUUUCCACAUGAAGCCGCUGUAGAGAAAAUAGUUCAAUGUAACCAAGGUUACUUGGAUUUUCAUUGGUUGGUUCGUCCCAGGCAGCUAUUAGACAGAGUGGGUGUUAAUCUCUGUGUGCAGGAAAGUUCUUUCCUCUCCAAAACCUGAGCCACCUCCUCCUCCUCCUCUACCCCUGAAUGUGGCCUUUGUAGGGGGCUUCCCAGCAUUCCAAGGGGAAUUCUUGCAGGUGAAGGUAUCUGUCCCACGUUUAAAAGACUGCUUCUACAUCAAGGGAGCCCAGUGAUGAACUUACUUUACUUUACUUGCUGCAACUUCAAGUGUGUGAUUGCAAGAGCAGAAAGGGUGGGAGGGAAGGAUCCCGUUGUUUCUAUCCAGGUGAGCGACCGAGCGCAUGCUCAUAAGAUCAACACGCUCACCUGCGCCAGUAGCCUCACACACACCGUGAGGUGCAUUGUACAGAACAACUCAAGCAUUGGCUCAUGAGUAAAUAUUUGACUUUUUCAAACUACCUUUUCAUGCCGUCUUUGAAGAAUAGCUCCAUGUCGGCCGAGAGACUGAACAUGUAGACUCUUUUUAGUGCUGUUAUCUGAUGUGGAUUAGAUGGAGCACGGUACAUAAACUGAAUAAGUGACAGACAGGCUUCUCAGGCAGGUCCCUGUACAAGGUAAGUGUAUGUUUCUGUGUGUGGACAUGGGCUUGUGUAUACAUUAAUGAAUGUAUUCGCCAAAACCUCUCAACUCCACGCUGCUCUGCCCUGCGCCCUCUGCCUGCUGCUCGUUAGAUACCUGUUUGAGGCAAGCAUGUGCAAUCGUCCGCUUUCACAAUUGUGUCACACGAGCUGUACUCGUAAUGUAAUGUUGAAUGCGUGCUGUUGCAGAUACCUGGCCACGCCACUGGCUAAUGUUUGGGGGAUCAGGGACAAUGUACGUCUGACAGCAGAGCCAAACCCCCUCCUAGAAAACUACUUCCGCUGUCGAGCACGCGCCCCAUCGCAGGUGGAUGUGAGGUCUCUGUGUAAGAAGACCAGCUGGUCGGAAAGGAGAGUCCAAGUGUGGUUUAAGAGAAGGAGGAACCAGGAGCGCCCAUGGCUUCGGAAGAGGUUCUGCGAGGCGAGCUGGAGAUGUGUAUUUUAUACUUUUGCAUUUGUCUAUGGGGUCCUAGCUCUCUAUGAUAAACCGUGGCUUUAUAACCUGAGGGAGGUUUGGGCCGGCUUUCCCUAGACAGGUAAGGGAUUUU